Lepus europaeus (European hare) is the source of this 3514-nucleotide messenger RNA. RefSeq names its product adaptor related protein complex 3 subunit beta 2 (gene AP3B2). The coding region runs from base 31 to 3345 and encodes 1104 amino acids. The record is from RefSeq and is a predicted model, not a curated record. Gene Ontology annotation, cellular component: AP-3 adaptor complex; membrane coat. The transcript is spliced from 27 exons. NCBI's taxonomy places the organism in Eukaryota, Metazoa, Chordata, Mammalia, Lagomorpha, Leporidae. Gene Ontology annotation, biological process: vesicle-mediated transport; intracellular protein transport; anterograde synaptic vesicle transport.
GCCCAGCGAAGCCCUACCCCCGGCCUCCCCAUGUCGGCCGCCCCCGCCUACAGCGAAGACAAGGGCGGCUCCGCCGGCCCCGGGGAGCCCGAAUACGGCCACGACCCGGCGAGCGGCGGCAUCUUCUCCUCCGACUACAAGCGGCACGACGACCUGAAGGAGAUGCUGGACACUAACAAGGACUCCCUCAAGCUGGAGGCCAUGAAGCGGAUCGUGGCGAUGAUCGCCCGUGGGAAGAAUGCCUCGGACCUGUUCCCCGCCGUGGUGAAGAAUGUGGCCUGUAAGAACAUAGAGGUGAAGAAGCUGGUUUACGUGUACCUGGUGCGCUACGCCGAGGAGCAGCAAGACCUGGCCCUGCUGUCCAUCUCCACCUUCCAGCGUGGCCUGAAGGACCCCAACCAGCUGAUUCGCGCCAGCGCCCUCCGCGUUCUCUCGAGCAUCCGCGUGCCCAUCAUCGUGCCCAUCAUGAUGCUCGCCAUCAAAGAGGCGGCCUCGGACAUGUCCCCCUACGUGCGGAAAACAGCCGCCCACGCCAUCCCCAAACUCUACAGUCUGGACUCGGACCAGAAGGACCAGCUGAUAGAGGUCAUCGAGAAGCUGCUGGCCGACAAGACCACGCUGGUGGCCGGCAGCGUGGUGAUGGCCUUCGAGGAGGUGUGCCCCGAGCGCAUCGACCUGAUCCACAAGAACUACCGCAAGCUGUGCAACCUGCUCAUCGACGUGGAGGAGUGGGGCCAGGUGGUCAUCAUUAGCAUGCUCACCCGCUACGCGCGCACGCAGUUCCUGAGCCCCACCCAGAACGAGUCCCUGCUGGAGGAGAGCCCCGAGAAGGCCUUCUACGGCUCGGAGGAGGACGAGGCCAAGGGCCCGGGGUCGGAGGAGGCGGCCGCCGCGGCGCUCCCGGCCCGGAAGCCCUACGUCAUGGACCCCGACCACCGGCUGCUGCUGCGCAACACCAAGCCGCUGCUGCAGAGCCGCAGCGCCGCCGUGGUCAUGGCGGUGGCACAGCUCUACUUCCACCUGGCGCCCAAGGCCGAGGUGGGCGUCAUCGCCAAGGCGCUGGUGCGCCUGCUGCGCAGCCACAGUGAGGUGCAGUACGUGGUGCUCCAGAAUGUGGCCACCAUGUCCAUCAAGCGCCGGGGCAUGUUUGAGCCAUACCUGAAGAGCUUCUACAUCAGGUCCACCGACCCCACCCAGAUCAAAAUCCUGAAGCUGGAAGUGCUCACCAACCUGGCCAAUGAGACCAACAUCCCUACUGUCCUGCGCGAGUUCCAGACCUACAUUCGCAGCAUGGACAAGGACUUCGUGGCAGCCACGAUCCAGGCCAUUGGGCGCUGUGCGACGAACAUAGGCCGAGUCCGCGACACCUGCCUCAGCGGCCUGGUGCAGCUCCUGUCCAACCGUGAUGAGCUUGUGGUAGCAGAGUCGGUGGUUGUCAUCAAGAAGUUAUUGCAGAUGCAGCCAGCGCAGCACGGGGAGAUCAUCAAACACUUGGCAAAGCUCACAGACAACAUCCAGGUGCCCAUGGCCCGAGCCAGCAUCCUGUGGCUCAUCGGCGAGUACUGUGAACACGUCCCCAGGAUUGCGCCGGACGUCCUGAGAAAGAUGGCCAAGUCGUUCACGGCGGAGGAGGACAUUGUCAAGCUGCAGGUCAUCAACCUGGCGGCCAAGCUGUACCUGACCAACUCCAAGCAGACCAAGCUGCUGACCCAGUAUGUGCUGAGCCUGGCCAAGUACGACCAGAACUAUGAUAUCCGGGACCGGGCGCGCUUCACCCGGCAGCUCAUCGUCCCCUCGGAGCAGGGCGGGGCCCUCAGCCGCCACGCCAAGAAGCUCUUCUUGGCACCUAAGCCAGCUCCGGUCUUGGAGUCAUCUUUCAAAGACCGGGACCACUUCCAGCUGGGCUCUCUGUCCCACCUGCUCAAUGCCAAGGCCACAGGCUACCAGGAGCUCCCAGACUGGCCAGAGGAAGCCCCAGACCCAUCUGUGCGCAACGUGGAGGAAGAAGACCUCUCCCUUACUGAGACCCACGUGGGCCUGUUGGGCGAAUACAUCGAGGUGCCCGAGUGGACCAAGUGCUCGAAUCGGGAGAAGAGGAAGGAGAAGGAGAAACCUUUCUACUCCGACUCGGAGGGGGAGUCCGGCCCCACAGAGUCCGCAGACAGCGAGCCAGCGUCUGAGAGUGAAUCGGAUAGUAAGAGCAGCAGCGAGAGUGGCUCUGGGGAGUCCAGCAGUGAGUCUGAUAACGAAGACCAGGAGGAAGAUGAGGAGAAAGGUGGAGGCAGUGAGAGUGAACAGAGUGAGGAGGAAGGUGAGAAGAGGAAGAUGAAGAAGAGAAAGAAGGCGCCGGCGGGCCGGGGGGAGGGCUUGUCCUCAGACGAGGGCAGCGAGUCCAGCAGCAGCUCCUCGGAGUCCGAGGAGACGUCGGAGUCUGAAGAGGAGCAGGCAGAGCCCGCCUCCUGGAAGCAGAAGACGCCCCCCAGCAGCAAAAGUUCCCCGGCAGCCAAGGAGGUCUCCCUGCUGGAUCUGGAAGACUUCACCCCUCCCAGUGUCCAGCCCGUGUCGCCCCCCACCGUUGUGUCUGUCAGUCUCGCUGCUGACCUGGAGGGCCUCACGCUUACAGACACCUCCCUGGUGCCCUCGCUGCUGAGCCCCGUGUCCGGUGUCAGGAGGCAGGAGCUGCUGCACCGGGUAGCUGGCGAGGGGCUGGCUGUGGACUAUGCCUUCAGCCGCCAGCCUUUCUCUGGCGACCCCCACAUGGUGUCCGUGCACAUCUACUUCUCCAACAGCUCAGACACCCCCAUCAAGGGCCUGCAUGUGGGCACCCCUAAACUGCCCGCCGGCCUCAGCAUCCAAGAAUUCCCCGAAAUCGAGUCUCUGGCACCUGGAGAAACCGCCACUGCGGUGAUGGGCAUCAAUUUCUGCGACUCAACCCAGGCAGCCAACUUCCAGCUGUGCACCCAAACCCGGCAGUUCUACGUCUCCAUUCAGCCUCCUGUUGGGGAGCUGAUGGCCCCCGUGUUCAUGAGUGAGAAUGAGUUCAAGAAGGAACAGGGAAAGCUGACAGGCAUGAACGAGAUCUCGGAGAAGCUCGUGCUGCCGGACGCCUGUCGGAGCGACCACGUCGUGGUGCAGAAAGUGACAGCCACUGCCAACCUGGGUCGAGUCCCUUGUGGGGCAGCUGAAGAGUACAGGUUUGCAGGAAAGACCCUGACCAGCGGGAGCCUGGUGCUGCUGACCCUGGACGCCCGGCCAGCUGGAGCUGCCCAGCUGACCGUCCACAGCGAGAAGAUGGUGAUUGGCACCAUGCUGGUGAAGGACGUGGUGCAGGCCCUGAGCCGGUGACUCCCAAAUGCCAGCACCUCGGCCCACCUCCCCUGCCCGUGACAAGCAGGCUGUCUCUGUUUCUCCCCCUCUCAGCCUCCACACCAGGGUCCCCUCCCCUCCCACGAGUUUCCUGGUGACCCCAGCUCCCUGUAGCUGUGUAUGUAGGAGAGUCUUAAUAAAGUAUGUU